Messenger RNA from Nylanderia fulva, 857 nucleotides. The record is from RefSeq and is a predicted model, not a curated record. Lineage: Eukaryota; Metazoa; Arthropoda; Insecta; Hymenoptera; Formicidae.
AAUGCAAGUUUUAUUCCAUGGCGAAAUAUUUCCGCAAGAUGUUUAUAACACAUUAAUGACGUUAAUCGGCCGCAACCUGAAUUUUAUCAAGCGGAAUAUUGCGCCAAUAAUUUCAUAUUUGCGCCCUACGGUAGCGACCCAGAGCAGUUUAAUUAUACUCAACUGCCCGUUAUCGCAAGUCACCUGCCCGCCGCCUCGCUUAAGACGGUGGUGCACUUCGUUCAAAGAAUGCAAUCGUGCAAGUUUCGUCAAUAUGAUUACGGUGCCAUGAAAAAUCUCAUAAUCUACAAGUCGGUGGAACCUCCAGAGUACAAUUUAUCAAAUAUCGCACUACCGAUGGCGAUAUAUUACGGCAACAACGACUUGAUGGUAGUUCCCAUUGAUGUGAAGAAGUUCUACGAUUUACUGCCCAACAUAAUAGAUUUCUACGAAGUGCCAUGGCCCAAUUUUAGUCACGCGCACUUUAUAUUUGCUAAUGAUGCGCCUACAUUUCUGGGAUCCUUCAGCAAAUGACGAACUCCGACAAAAUAGCAGCACACAUAUCCAAAAUAUGCACGUGUACAUAUAUACAAAUCGUAUUCCUAAUUACAAUUUUUAUUAGACUUCUAAUCUAGGUUGAAAGGAUAACAGUGCUUCCUUUCGUGUCUUCGAAUCCCAGGGAAUGUGCAUUUUUAUUCGUACAAAGUGCAUAUGUUUUAUAUAAAGCACAUAUUAUAAGAUUCACACACAUGAGAUUGUUUAUUAGUUUAUUGUUAUAUUCUGCUUCCAUCUAUCUGUAAUUUCUUUUUUCAUUAGUGUAACAUCACAACAAGUGAACGAUGCAAUGCAGCAUUAAUAAAUAGUGAGUAGAAUGUUAA